Messenger RNA from Dujonia railenensis, 585 nucleotides. The record is from the annotation of a GenBank genome assembly. NCBI's taxonomy places the organism in Eukaryota, Fungi, Ascomycota, Pichiomycetes, Serinales, Debaryomycetaceae.
AUGGGCUUACAUAACUGCUAUUCGGUUGGAUUAGUUUCCUUGGUAUCUGGGAUCUUAAUUGGGAAGUACUUAUUUGCAAGUAUUUCUCCUCCUCGUCCAAAGAAGUCGAAGCGCAAUGCAAGCGACAUUUCUGAGACUGAUGACGAAGACUACAGUGAUGAUUCCAUUGCUUCUGAAUACGAAGUGAACUCAACCCUGUUAAAUGAAGUCCCAGGGGAAGUCAGAAUGACUCUCGUUGUGCGCCAGGACUUGAAAAUGGGGAAAGGUAAGGCCGCUGCUCAGUGUCUGCAUGCUACUUUGGCUCUCUAUAAGAUGAUUACCAAUCCAGAAUCGGAAGCUUAUAACGAGCAGAUGGUCAAGAGAUGGGAGUAUGGAAAUGGACAGGCUAAGAUUACUCUUCAAGUACCCAACCAAGAGGAAAUGGACAUGCUCUAUGCACAAGCAAUUUCACUUGGAGUGAAUUCGUAUAUAGUGCACGAUGCCGGUAGGACCCAAAUUGCUGCUGGAAGUGCUACAGUGUUGGGGUUGGGACCUGCCCCAAAGGCUGUCCUAGACCAAAUAACGUCGGACUUGAAGUUGUACUAA